CCAAUUAGCCCGUGGCUUUACAAACAGAAGAAUUUGAUUUCAUUUGGAUCAGUUUUACCCAAACCGAGAGAGAGAGCGAGACAGAUGAGAGGGGUGGGAGGGCCAUUGUUAUGCAUCGGCGAUCUGCUCAGCGACGUCGGAGAAAGUGACGCCGGCGGUGAUCAGCUUCCACCGCGCCCCAUCAAAACACCUUCACCGGACUACAAUUCCAGCCUCCAUCCUUCCGAUCUAAACAACCUCUUCCAGGAAAACUAUGAGCAGCUGAACAAAGCACUUGCUGGUACAGAUCAUUCAUGGACGCAUCUCACACUAGAGCUAUGCACUGCUCUGGAGACUGCAAACAAGUUGGUUCACUCGACCAAUUCUAAUGUUGGCAUGUUGAAGGAUAAGGUUGAGGAGCUUUCAAAAGUCAUUAGUAGAAGAGACUCAGCUAUAGAAGCCGCAAAGGCCAUUGAAGGCUCUCCGAAACAACCUGAGAGCACUCAGUGAAUAUGUCUGAUCAUGAUGAUCAAUUUCCAAGUUGAAGGUCAGCAGUCUUGUUUUGAUCACUUCUAGCUUUUGCAAGGACAUGCUUAGAUUGUUCUUGCCGUAAUUAUGCAUGAAAUAGAGAUAUUUGUACUGGCAAAACUUAAGCUGCAUUUGCUGCGCCUGCUUCCUGGCCGUCCCUCUAGUUAAAAUUUCUUUUGUCAUUUAUCCAGUGGCGUCUGACUAGUUACUGCAUUUCACUCUGUAAUCCUUUUAUUGUAACCUUUUUUCUCAUUAUAUGUAGUGGCAGUCUUUACUUUCUUGCCCUAUCAAUGGACAAAGCUCUUUCCUGUCUUGUAAAGCGAAUUACAGUAGUUAACAAAGCAUGUAAGAAGUGCUGGCCUUUGGUUUGAAGUACUGUAACAAAAUCUUCCCUGAUAUAUUUAUUGGCAAUGAAAUAUUUUUUUGA
Nicotiana tabacum (common tobacco) is the source of this 934-nucleotide messenger RNA. RefSeq lists its product as uncharacterized. The record is from RefSeq and is a predicted model, not a curated record. NCBI's taxonomy places the organism in Eukaryota, Viridiplantae, Streptophyta, Magnoliopsida, Solanales, Solanaceae.